CACAACCACACGACCACCUCACUCUACACUUGCUCCAUUCUGCUACUAGAGGCCACCUGAGGACACUCCCGGCAAGAGAAAGAAAGAAAGAAAAAAUCAAAACGAUCAACCAUGGCGUCCAAGACCGACAAGAUCGAGAAGAUCAUCGCCCGACUGCAGGCCCGCAUCGGCGAGGGGCAGUACUACGAAGCCCAGCAGCAGACGCGUGUAGUAGCAGCACGGUACAUCAAGGCAAAGAACUGGGACGCCGCUAUCGAUAUUCUCUUCGGCGUGUCACAGUCUCUCCUGAAGGCUGGGCAGGGCGGCAGCGGCGGGGACCUCUGCGUGCUCCUGGUGGACGUGUACAAGCAGGCCGAGCUGAAGCCCGAAGCCACUUCCAAGGGGAGGCUGCUGACAUGUCUACGCCUGUUCGAGAGCGGCGAGCCGACGAGAAAGAAGUUUGUGGACCAGAUGCUCGCUUGGUCCUCCAAGUUCGGCGAAUUUCCUGCCGGAGAUCCAGACCUGCACCAUGUCGCAGGUACCAUUUACGCCGAGGAACAUGAGCCCUACGACGCAGAGCGCCACCUCCUACUCGGCACCCGCGACUCGGCCGAGGUACUCACGCGCAUGGAGUACGAAUGGUACAAGGAGGAUGACAGCCACACUGCUGCAGCCUAUCUCGCGCGUGCUAUCCUCCCGUACCUCCUCGUCGCGAACGUGCGCGCGGCCAACACCUCGUACCAGACCUUCACGAGCCUGCUGAGCGCGGACAAGGGCGCAGGACUGGGCGUGCAGGACGUCAGCAGCGGGACCGCAGAUGUCAGAGUGUUCCCCAGCCUGCCGCUGCUGAACUUCCUGGGCAUGCUGCUGCUCGCCGUGCAGAGGGGCAGCCCCGAGCUGUUCAAGCAGCUGCAGACUAAGUAUGCAAACCACAUCGCCGAGCUGGGCUCGUGGGACGAGGCGCUGGAGAUCAUUGCCGAGAUGUACUUUGGCAUCCAGAGGCCACGGCAGAGCAACCCACUGCUCGACAUGAUGGGCAGCCUGUUUGGCGGUGGCGGCAUGGGUAUGGGCGGUGGUGCUGGAGGGUCGUCCAAGCCACCUGUCAGAAGGGUCGAGGCACCGGCUGUAGAAGGGUUGGACUGAAGUGUCACGUGAAGAGAAAAAGAAGAAAACGAAAAGCAAAAAAAAUAUGAAAAGGAAGAACACGCUACAAUUUGCUACCGCUAGAGAGCCCUCAUUGGAAAAGAAGAUCGCCAGAAGCGCCACACAUGGCUCAAUCGCUCUAGUGUGGCUACAUUAAUCGAGGCUCGUCUUCUUUCUCG
Molecule: messenger RNA, 1301 nt
Organism: Cryphonectria parasitica EP155
Lineage: Eukaryota; Fungi; Ascomycota; Sordariomycetes; Diaporthales; Cryphonectriaceae
Product: DUF410-domain-containing protein
Exons: 2
Coding region: 112-1122 (336 amino acids)
Biological process (GO): protein insertion into ER membrane
Cellular component (GO): cytosol; TRC complex
Molecular function (GO): protein binding
Source: RefSeq, a predicted model, not a curated record